This is a messenger RNA of Gallus gallus (chicken), 1030 nucleotides long. RefSeq names its product RNA polymerase III subunit GL (gene POLR3GL). The coding region runs from base 48 to 704 and encodes 218 amino acids. Gene Ontology annotation, cellular component: RNA polymerase III complex. Gene Ontology annotation, biological process: transcription by RNA polymerase III. Lineage: Eukaryota; Metazoa; Chordata; Aves; Galliformes; Phasianidae. The transcript is spliced from 9 exons. The record is from RefSeq and is a predicted model, not a curated record.
GUGUUCGGGCGGCGCAUGCGCGGUGCAGCGCCCCCCCCCCGCGCCCCAUGGCGUCCCGUGGCCGCGCUCGGGGCCGUGGGGCGCUGACGUUCAGCACGGAGGCGGUGGGCAUCGGGAAGGGCGACGCGCUGCCGCCCCCCACCCUGCAGCCCUCCCCGCUCUUCCCGGCCGUGGAGUGCCGGGCGGUGCCGCUGCCGGGGGGGGAGGAGGUGGAGUACAUGCUGGCGCUGAAGCAGGAGCUGCGGGGGGCCAUGAAGGGGCUCCCCUACUUCGUCCGCCCCGGCGCCCCACACAGAGACAUCGAGCGCUACUCGGAUAAAUACCAACUGUCCAGCCCCAUAGAUGGGGCCAUCGAGUGGAACCCAGAUUGGCGGCGGUUCCCGCGGGAGCUGAAGAUCCGCGUGCGGCGGCUGCGCAAAGGCCGGAGCUGUGCGCCCCCCCCCCGCACUGCGCCGCGCCCCCCCCCCCCCGAUAAGGAGGAGACCAUAAAGAAGUUGGAGCACCUGGAGAAGAAGGAGGAGGAAGUGACGUCAGAGGAGGAGGAGAAGGAGGAGGAGGAGGAGGGGGAGGGGCGCGACGAGGAGGGGGAGGAAUACGACGAGGAGGAGCACGAGGAGGAGACCGAUUACAUCAUGUCCUACUUUGACAACGGGGAGGACUUCGGGGCGGACAGCGAUGACAAUGGGGACGAAGCGGUGUACUGAUGGAGGACACCCAUCGCAGCGCCAUCAGCUCCCGUGGACCCCCACCCCGCAGUGCCCCCCCCCUCGUGGAGCUGUGUCCCCCACUGCGGUCUGCAGUGCCCCCCCCCAUUGCGCUGCGCUUCUCCGCGCUGCCAGCAGAGGGCGCUGGAGGUGCGCUGAUGGGUACGGGGGGGGCGCCGUGGGGGGGGGGGCGCCUCCUAUGGGGACACCGCACCGCCCCACAGUGGGGGGUCACCCAACGCCCCCCCCCCAAAUCGGACCAAAGGGUUUUUAUGCGCUUUUAUGUCACUUUUUAACCUGGGGGGGGGAGGGGGGGGGGGUACAGA